CAGAUUCAGAAGUUCGUUACUUGUUAGUCGUUAGUUCAAGUUCAUUUUUCUUCAUUACUUCAAGUUUGAUUUUACGUUUGGAUUUUAAAAACUGAGAAGUUUUGGCGGAUUCAAUUGACUUUUACUUCAACUUAUUUGUCUGUUUCCAAUCUGUAUAUGAUUUGUAGUUGAUGUGAUUAUUUUUGCAGAUACGGAUACGGUUGAUUUUAAUUUUAUUUCCUAAGAUUUGAGUUUUAUGCUACAAAUGUUGAAAUAAUUAUUUUAUUUGUUUAGUUCUGAAUAGGGGUGAUGAGAAAAUAAUAACAUUGAUUAUCAUUUGACUUUAUUAGAUAGAAAUAAUUAGAAAUGGGAAACGAAAACAUUCAGGUUUACAUUCGCAUAAAACCAAACGGCGAUAAGAGAAGUUCCAUAGAAGUGAUCAGUGAUCGAGAAAUCGGAAUGAGAGAGAAGUGUGGCAAGAAAAGUUUAACUUUUUCAAAAGUAUUUUCUCCCACAUCAAAUCAGCAAAAUAUUUACGAAACUGUUGGCCGACCACUGGUGAAUGAUAUCUUGUCUGGAUACAGCUGUACUUUGUUCGCUUAUGGACAGUCAGGGUCAGGAAAAACGUUCACCAUCUUGGGCGAGAAGUCUCCUGCAACCUCCCUGGGUUGGGAAGAAAACACGCACGCUGGUGUAAUCCCUAGAUGUCUCAGUCAGAUUCUAGACGAAGCUGAUAGGAUGCAGAAUGAAGUCAUUGUCCAGAUUUCAUCCAUUCUCAUCUACAAUGAAGAACUUUAUGACCUUCUGUCCUCCAACGAGGAAAUAAAGUUCCGCUUAUACGAUGAUCCUACGAAGAAAGGGACAGUUGUUCCUGGACUGGAAAACGUCAUUGUACGAAAUAAAAAUGAAGCCUUCAAUGUAAUGGAUCGUGUGCUUUCAAAGAAAGAGGAGCUAACUUCAACGAACAAUGUUUGCUCAAGCCGAUUCCACUCAAUCUUCACGAUAAGUGUAACAGUGAAAGACAACUCGAUUCAGGGAGAAGAAUGCUAUCGGUUGGGCAAGCUGUGUUUUGUGGACGUGGGGGGCAGCGACAACAGCAAAGGGGCCAACGCCGACAAAUCAGGCUGGGACUCCAAUCGGGUGAAUCUAUCUCUCUUGACUCUGGGACGUGUUAUCAACUCCCUCUUCACUCACAGUUCACAUAUACCUUACAGAGAAUCAAAAUUGACAAGACUGGUUCGAGACUCGCUUGGUGGGUGUUCAAAGACGUGUAUCGUUGCUUGCAUUAAACCAUCAGUUGGUGAUAUCGACGAGACUGUAAAUACAUUGGACCUGAUGAACAAAGCAAAAAUGAUUAUAAACCAGCCACAGAUCAAUGAAAAAGUCAACGUGGAAAGUCUUGUCAAGAAAUACACAGAAGACAUUGUAAGGCUGCGCAAAGAUAUAGAGGCGAAUAAAACUCAAACUGGGGUGUACGUCGACGAUGAAAACUACAAACAAAUGCAGAACAAAAUAUUAUCGUUAGAGAGGACUGUAAUUGAGCUGCAGAAAAUGAAGGCAAUGCUAGAACAGGAUGCAAGGAACAAACUGAUUCAACAUCAAACGUUAAGCAAGAAACUUGAAGAGAAAGAACAGGAGAUUAAUGAACUGACGGAGACUCUGGUCGUACCCUACAACCAAACCAAACAACGAUUAGAGACGGUUUAUUCAUUAUUCAAACAGUCAGCAACUCAGAAUAAAACGUUUUUAGGAAAAGUUAACCAAAUGAGGGGCACUGAAGGAAAGAAUAAUGCGUUGAUAAGAAGAGAGGCGAAUCGCAUUACUUCAAGAUGUGCAAAGUUGAGUGAAAAACUGAAAACUUGCAACAAUAUGCAUACACUAAGAGGAGAGCAGCUGACAGAUAAUGUCAUCAAGCAUACAGAGAAAGCUUCAGGUGACCGAUCUGAGCUUUUGAACUUGAUGGUUGAUGACGCUAAAGAAACACAAACACAAAUUCUGACUCCAUGCCAGGAGAGAUUGGAAAAAACUGGUAAAGAUAUUUUCCAUUUGUCUGAAAAAAUUGACAAUAGCCAAUCCAGGAUACUAGAACUUUUGUAUAGAAACAAGAAAACCUUGGAUGAAUUUGCGAACAACGAAGUCUGUGAAAUUCUCGCCGACAGUAGUUUAGAAAAUAAGUUUGCCGAGCAGCAACUGAAACUGAAACAAAUAGAGGACACAAUAAAGUCUUCACUAGCCAAGGUUUUAGAAAGCACUGAUUGUUCGACAGCUGAAUUGAAGGAUCUCGUUUCUUCAUCAAAAUCGGAAAUGACCCUGAUGAUUCAAAAUCUAUUCAUAAGUAAAAUGGAAGAAAUUGCUUCUCUCAGAGCUGCAAAUAAUAAAAAACUUGAGGAAUCGGGAAAGGAAUUGACUGUCAACGAAGAGUUACUUCUCAAAUUACAAGACCAUUUGAAUGAUGCAACAGUAAUGGAUGCUAUAAACGAUUUGAAUAUUACCGAGAGCAUUUCAGAAAAUGAAAAUUCUAAAAUCACUGCAGAUGAAGCAUAUUCAAAAUUAAUCAAGAAUCUUGAAGAAAAUUUGGAAAUGAUGGAUGAGUUCAGACAAGGAUUCUCAGAGGAGAGCAAAAGUGUCAUUGAAAAGAUGAAAGUAGGACUGGGUGAACAUGGUGAGAAUAUCGGUGCUUUGUCAUCAGCCAUUCAAACAAUCAAAUCACAGGAUCGAACUGCCUGUUUGGAACUUGUCAAGAACAAGGCGUCAGAAUUCACCUCGAAUUUGUCAAAUGCAUCGAAUGAACAGAAAAAAGUAUUGCAAGCCACUGACCAAGCUAUAAAUGUGGAAACAACAAACUGCAAAACGGCAAUCAGUGAUCGAUUGAAAGAAAACAAGGAAAAUAUUGUUGCAAAUAUGAAAAAGAUUGAGCAACACAUGAAACUCUCCUCCGAGCUGAACGAAAAAAUUAUACUCAAUUCACAACAUCAGCUCAGUCUCCACAACUCCAUCUUCAACGGAGAACUGAAAAAUUACAAAGCUACAGGUGAAACUCCUCAGCGUCAAGAGUACAGAUUCCCUCAAAAGCUUGCAGAAAUGUCACCCUAUGAAAGGAACAGAAGGCGUCUUGAAACAAGCAUCAAAGAGGAGGAGGAUCUAUCAGAAUAAACUUUUUGCUGUUAUAUUUUUAGUAUCACCUUGACAAUUAUCAUAAAUGUAACGUUCAGAUCAAACGAAGUUUGAGUAUUGAGGAGUGCUUCACUGAAGUAGCUGAACGAUGUGGAUAAUUUUGGCCUCGACCACCAAUUAUUGAAUAUUUCCAGAAAUCUCUUGUAGAGUAGCUGCUACACUAUACACUUUUAUUAUAGACUGUAAUAUUUUCAGUUUCAAUUUCCUGUGAACAAUUAAUUUUGUUGAUUAUCCAAGUAACCCUACCAUUCGGCUAGUUAUUAUUUUCAUCAGCAAUUGGUUUAAGCAUAGGCCUACUGAUAUUCAGAAUAUAAAUAAGGUAAUCCCUGUUAAUUAUUCUGAAGAUCCUUCUGCAUCUCCAUACAUAUUAUUGAAUUGUUAGGAAAUCUAUUGCAUGUUAAAGAUCAUAUUUAUGAUUCUAUAAUUUUUAUUGAUUAUUGACAAACUUAUUAAUUAUUAUAUGUUACUUCAUGAACUAUUGCUUUCAAUAAAAUAUUUUUAUAUUCGAGUAGAUAA
Nilaparvata lugens (brown planthopper) is the source of this 3669-nucleotide messenger RNA. RefSeq names its product kinesin-like protein KIF11-B. The record is from RefSeq and is a predicted model, not a curated record. Gene Ontology annotation, biological process: microtubule-based movement. Lineage: Eukaryota; Metazoa; Arthropoda; Insecta; Hemiptera; Delphacidae. Gene Ontology annotation, molecular function: ATP binding; microtubule binding; plus-end-directed microtubule motor activity. The transcript has 17 exons. The coding region runs from base 346 to 3132 and encodes 928 amino acids.